AUGUCUACCACAGAAGUAAUAACGACAGACCUCGCGUCUAUCUCAUCCGAGACUUACAUCAAACUUUCUGGCUCACACCGUCUGGCUCACACGGCCGCCAUCCACGUCCACAAGCCGAGACAAGCACCUCAGACUUCCAAUACCAAUUCCAAGGAACAGUACAUCAAUGAUGAACAAGGGAAAGCACAUCAAGACAUUGUCUCUUCCAUCAUGGACAUUCUUGAAAAAUUCAGUCUUCAGCAACGCGGAAAUACUCUCUUCGUUGGCCGAGACGUGUUUGCACCAUGUGUCAAUCGACAUGUUUUUGCAGGAAGACGAAUUCCCAUGGUACUCCCAGCUUUUCCUGCUAAGAGCAUCAAUCGCGUCGACAAGGUAUUAGGACCUCAUCCAGACCUGGGCGAGGAACUGGCACUGGACAGAUUGAACGAUCUUUGCUCUCAGAUACAGAAUGUCUAUGCUCCCGGGGCAACAGUUCUGAUCGCGACAGACGGGGCAUGUUACAAUGAUCUCACUGGCGUCACGGACGAUGAUCUCUGGGAAUAUGGUGCUAUUUUACGUAAGAUGGUCGCAAACAAGGGAUACCGAUGUAUCGACUUUGUGCGCAUCAUGAAUCUUCUAGGAUUACAUGACGAUUCUACGAUAACGAAGGAAAGAUUCAUCAGUCUGCUUGACCCAUCGAGGCAGGAACUGAUGAGAAGAUAUGUUGAUCCUGACUUUGAUGCGAAUUUGUGCAUCAAGACGGACCCCGAUUACAAAAUGACUUUUGACGGCUACGCUAAGUUUUUGAAAAAGGACCUGGCAUAUGGCCCGAUCAGAAACUCUGCGAUCAGUGGGAAGAAGUACAAAGCAAAGGUCCAUGAAACCGCCAAGGCGAUGAUUGCACGAGGCGUGGCGUUUGCGGAGCUGAUUCGGGAGAAGCUUCCUGAGCACGUCAGACUCUCCAUUCAUCCGUCAACAGGCUUGACCAAAAUAUCAAUGCCACUAAUCCCCCAGUCGGACACGUUCUCCAUGACGCCCUGGCACUGCGCAGUGGCUGUUGACGUUGAAGGAAAUUUCAGAACUGGACACCUUCCCACGUGGAGAGAUACCCACGAACUUGUGUAUCGAAACGGGCUACCGUACUUUUUCAGAGAGAGGUCGAGCCUGUACUCCUGGGACGCAAAGGUGGAUUUUGAGCAUAUGUAUGGCGGUGGUAUUGUAGUACAUAACGUGGGAGGCUCAGAGCAGACCAAGGCAUCUCUGUCAGUCUCAGAUCAAAAGAAGGCUGCAUCGCUCGCGGUUCUUCAAGGGAGGAUUCUAUUUCGUGGAUUUGUAUAG
Molecule: messenger RNA, 1317 nt
Organism: Colletotrichum gloeosporioides
Lineage: Eukaryota; Fungi; Ascomycota; Sordariomycetes; Glomerellales; Glomerellaceae
Exons: 3
Coding region: 1-1317 (438 amino acids)
Source: RefSeq, a predicted model, not a curated record